Parasteatoda tepidariorum (common house spider) is the source of this 483-nucleotide messenger RNA. The record is from RefSeq and is a predicted model, not a curated record. Lineage: Eukaryota; Metazoa; Arthropoda; Arachnida; Araneae; Theridiidae.
AUUGAAAGAGGCCGGUUGGACAAAUCGGAGAACCGCUCGUCAUUUGAGUCGAAGUGAUGCGGCGAUUCAAAGGUGCUGGCAAGGAUGGCUGGAAAAUUGCAGAGUUCAGCGUCAGGAUGGUAGCGGUCGACCUAGGGCGACAACAGAGCGUAAGGCCAGGGUGAUUGUCCGAGCAGCUGUCACAGCACCUUCUUCAUCUCUAUCAACCAUCAGACGUUCAACCCAAACAUUAGUGUCCACCAUGACCAUUCACAGACGGUUGAGAGAGCGAAAUCUACACUCGCGGCGACCGUCACUCAUGCCUGCACACUGCCGAGCCAGAUUACAGUGGUGCAUGACUCGAUCAGGCUGGAAUGAUGCCGACUAAACUUAUCCCAACAUAGAAUCGAGCUAGCGUUUCGUAUAUGUUAUUGAAUUGGAAUUGAAUAAUUGUAGUGGUAAAUCAGGGUGGCCACCCACCUGGAAAACCUGGAAUUAUCAGGG